This is a messenger RNA of Fomitiporia mediterranea MF3/22, 537 nucleotides long. RefSeq lists its product as uncharacterized. The record is from RefSeq and is a predicted model, not a curated record. The coding region runs from base 1 to 537 and encodes 178 amino acids. The transcript has a single exon. Lineage: Eukaryota; Fungi; Basidiomycota; Agaricomycetes; Hymenochaetales; Hymenochaetaceae.
AUGCGGGAUCGAAAAAGAAUGGGCUACUCUUGUUAUAAUACUUCACUUCGUUCAGCUAGGGAGGAAAUUCGCAAAAUCAAGAAUUGUAGAAUAAAGCCUAAAUUACUCAGUAGCAAGGCACCUCACAAUGCGGUGCUUGAAGCACUUCGAAAAUCGACAUGGGUCCAAUUUGUUUGCCACGGGCUCUUACAGUCAAAGCCUUUUGAUUCGUCAUUCAAGGUGUCUGACCGCCAGUUGACGUUGCUCGAUAUUGUCCAAGCGAAUCUGCCGAAUGCAGAGUUCGCAUACCUUUCUGCCUGCCAUACUGCCGAACAGCCUUACGAUGGUGCGCAUGAUGAAGUACUUCACCUGGCUGCAGCAAUGCAGUUUUCUGGGUUCCGAAGCGUAAUUGGUUCGAUGUGGGAGCUACUCGAUGUAGAUGGGCCCUUCUUUGCCAGAACGGUUUAUGAGUACAUGUGUGAUUGCGAUGAGGGUGAGGCAAGGUACAAGCGGGCGGCUGCUGGCCUUCGCGAAGCAGCUGUAGCACUUAAAGGAUAA